Molecule: messenger RNA, 2651 nt
Organism: Stylophora pistillata
Lineage: Eukaryota; Metazoa; Cnidaria; Anthozoa; Scleractinia; Pocilloporidae
Product: protein MCM10 homolog
Biological process (GO): DNA replication initiation; DNA replication
Cellular component (GO): nuclear replication fork; nucleus
Molecular function (GO): single-stranded DNA binding; DNA replication origin binding
Source: RefSeq, a predicted model, not a curated record
UUUAGUUGUGCGUUUCAUAUUCCGAAGAAAUGUUUUGAUCUUGUUUCGAUAUUUAUUCUUAAUCCCAUCGAUAUGGAAGACCAAGAUGUAGACGAUCUUGACCUCUUGGCUAGUCUUGUCAAUAGUGAUUCCGAAUUUCUUGAUGAAGGUAGCCUUCUGGAAGCAAUUCCAUCCGAUGCUUCAUUGCGAUCGCCAACAGAAACACAGCAAACAGCUAAUGAGCAAAACACACGAUCUGGAACAACAUCGAAUUUGACCAUGGAAGAAAUGGCGGCACAAAUGGCUAGCAUGGAAGAAUACAUAAAAAAGCUUGAAGCAGAAAAGGCUGUUUUGUUAUCACCAACAUCAAAGAAUAACAUACAGCAGUCUAACUCUGCUGACAAAGAACAAGAGUCCAAAGUUAGGGAGAACAAAAGCUCAAGGCAAGACAUGGACCAGCAGAUGCUGUUUUCAAAGGACUGCAAAAGAACAGCCCAUGCUCCCACACGCUGUGUUAGCAAGACAGUUUCCUCAGAUUCUUCCUCCAGGCCUUACAAUUCUACAAACCAUAAAGCUUCCGAAGUCUCAUCAUCUGUAAAAAUGAAACCUGGACAUGGCCCAGAAACAAAAACUUCAAGGACUGCCGAAAGAAUGAGGACACAAGAUAACAAUCCAAGUAAUGGAAAACUGGCGAAAAAUGCUGCAGAUGAAACAGAGAGCAGAACAAGAAAGACAACAGAUGACAAUAAAUUUUCUCAGGAUAGGUUUUCUAGCUUGCGAAUUAUUAAUCCACUGAUCUCAUCAGUUGUUAUGGAGAAGAGAAUGGAAGGACGCAGAAUGGUGAAAAUAUCACAGAUAUCAACCAAGAUUAAGGGAAAUAAUGAUUUUGAUGGGGACUGGGUGACAAUUGGUGUGAUAGUUCAAAAAAUGCCUCCGAAGAAAAGCUCAAAUGGGCAAACUUAUGGUAUAUGGAAACUCUCAGAUCUUGGACCUAACACUAGCAAUGAAAUUGUUGCAUUGUUUCUCUUUGGUGAUGUCUACAAAGAGCACUGGAAGACGACAGAAGGAAGUGUGGUGGCCGUCCUUAAUGCUUCUCUAUUACCAGCAAAAGAGAAAAAUUCUAAAGACCUGGCUCUCACUUUGGACAAUGCCAAAAAACUUAUGCUGAUGGGAAUAUCCAAAGAUCUUGGUAAAUGCAAAGGAGUAAAAAAGUCAGACAAUCGUCCAUGUACAAAUUUUGUCAACAGACAACAUGGUGAGUUCUGUGAAUACCAUGUCCAAGCAGCCUACCGCUCAAUGAGAGCCCAAAGAAUGGAAUGCCAGACAGGUUAUGGUCCCUCAGCUAAAGCGCCACUUAUGAAGAAGUUUCAGAAAGACCUCAAUGCUUCAACCUUCAUGUAUCAAGGACGUACAGUGAAUGCAUCUAAUCACAACACCGACCACAAAAAGAAGAAUGUUUCUCUGAAGAGUCUUAACGUAGGUAAAAGAAAUGGGUCCACGGAGGCAGCAGUGAAAGGUGAUUCAGAUCAUCAAAACGGACCUAAAAGCAAUCCUGCCGUUGAACCUUCAGACUUCUUAGUGCAACUUCUUGAAAUGCCAACAGUUGGCUCCAGAAACCUGAUCCGACAUCUAAACCAGGACGAGGAACAAAAAAAGCCAGAGGAAGAACGAAAGCCCUCAAUGUCUGCUUCUGAGCUUCUAAAAGCGCAUGAAAAGGAAGUCAAACGAACGAAGUCUUUGUCCACGGGUACACCCGGUGCACCCAUGUUGGGGCGUGGUCUGGCACCAGGAUCGGAUCUCUUCUUUGAUGAUUCACCCAGGUUCAGAAAACGGAAAUUAAAUGAUGCAGAAAGAGCCAAGCUCAAAGCUUUGUCACUUGUGAAACAGAAAGGACCUAUCGAAAAAGAAGACCCAAACGCUGUUCGCAAAAAGUUAUCUCCUAAAGCACAGGAAGAAAUUCAAAAGAAAGCGUUUGAAGAGAGCAGUAAAGAAAACAAUGAUGGAAAUACUGAUCAAGAUUCACGGAAAAAAAGAAGACGGAUUUUAGGACCAGAGUUUGGAUCGAUAGAUCUGGCUUCUGAAGAAGGUAAAAUACUACUGGCUGCAAAAUCACAGCAUGUUGGAGCCGUGCGAGAGGCUGUGGCCGAGAGGGAGGAAAAAUACUUCAACGAACUGGAAAAGAAAGAAAGACUAGAGGAUAAAAUGAAGACGAUCACAGAGCUCAAAGUGAAAGUUGUUAGCUGUAAACAGUGUGAUUACGUAGCGGAGAGUGCCUCGGAACUCUGCCACAAGGAAAAGCAUGCGCUGAAGUAUUGUAAGGCUCUCAAGAAGUUCUUCGUGUGUAAGGGCUGCAAAACUCGUGCGGUGUCAUAUGGAUCACCAAUUCCUAAACAUCCUUGCAAGCAAUGCGGUGCUUCAAACUAUCAGAAAACAUCCAUUUACAAGGAAACGGAAGGACCGAAAAUAGCUGGAGAGACACUACUCGUUAGAGGAGAAGAAGUUCCCAAAUUUCUCAACAGCCUUUAAUUAAGAGUUAUAUUAAAAUAAUUUUAAUCAGAGCAUUUGUUAUAUUACCUUGUAAAUGAAACAGUUUUAAUUAUAUUGAAAAAUUUUACCUGCAGUCGAACAAGUUUAGAUUUAUAUCGUUGUUGAGUAAACCCGUUUUGAAAAGA